Molecule: messenger RNA, 994 nt
Organism: Ceratina calcarata
Lineage: Eukaryota; Metazoa; Arthropoda; Insecta; Hymenoptera; Apidae
Gene: jagn
Product: jagunal
Exons: 4
Coding region: 282-860 (192 amino acids)
Biological process (GO): vesicle-mediated transport; endoplasmic reticulum organization
Cellular component (GO): endoplasmic reticulum membrane
Source: RefSeq, a predicted model, not a curated record
UUGGAAGUACCAUUUCGUAAAAACAAGGAACGUCAGAGCAAACGACAUUCAAUUUGUGCGCUAUAGAAACGUGACUUAACAAAAGUGACACAUUUGCAGAGAUCCGUGACCCAUGAGGCCACAAACAGAGCUUCUGAACAAGUUUAAAAAUAGUUAAAUAGUUGGUAAUGAAAUACCGGAUAGUUUAUCUUAAAUUACAGCCUCGUAAUUUUUUAUACAUAAGUUUCUCUUAUUAAAAUAGGAACGUGCUUCUCAUAUAUCAGUCACAAUAAUUUCGAAAUAUGGCUUCAAAAGUAACACUGUCCCAGGCUCUGGGUACAGAUGGGAGCGAUUUUAAUCAUAGGCAAAAAAUCGCUAAUCACUAUCAAAUCAGCGCAACAAACAAAUCAAGACUGAAGUAUUGUAUAUUUUAUCAUUAUCUUCUUUUCUUCGUUAUGCUUGCCAAGUUGUCAGCAGAUAUUUUAGAUCAUUUGGACAUAUUCAUUUUGGAGAUUGAGGAGCUCCAAGUACCUCAGCCUCUGUGGUGGGAAUAUAUUUGGUGCACAAGUUUGAUGCUAAGUUUCCUUGCCCUAUCUGCUAUUAAAAAGAAUAGAAUUAAAACAUUAAAGCAGUACAUGAUAGGUAUUAUUUUACUAGGAUAUGGCCCAUUACUUUAUGCAGUCAUAUAUUACUUCAAGGAUGUUUGGAAAUAUUUGACUAUUGGUAAAACGGAUGAGGUUCAUAUUUGGCAGGGCCUACCAUAUGGAUUGCUGUGGUAUGCAUUUAUUCUAUUGGCUUCCCAAGUCCAUUCGUUCUCCUUAUUCUUCUGUUGGAAUUUGCUAACAGCUUGGAAAACACGAGGAAGUAAAAAAUCUGAAUAAUAUCUUUAAAGUAAUAAGAAUGUGAAGCAUAUCUGUGAAUACUGUUGAUAAUACAUAUUUAUAUUUGUAAUAAACAAAAAUAUGUAUAUUAAUACUGUUAACAUCAAUAAGAACUAUGAAAAUAUUGCUGGUAA